AGAUCCCCGCCUUACCGUCCAGCCCAUCCUUGGUGUGGAGUGCUUAGAAGUACGAGCCCCCUCUCCAGCCCCCUGCUGGCCCGAGGGUUGGUAUUUCCGGCGGCCACCAGGCCCAGUCGUCAGCCUUCUCUUACGGUGCCGGAACUAUCCUACUGCAGCCCGCGUUUCCCAGCCGGCUGAAUGAGGAGGAAGCACAGGAGAGACCACGCUCACCACUGGGGAAAGGAAGGGGGCGGGCCCUGCGCGUGGCAUUCUGGGAACGCGUUGUAUUCUGGGAGCUCAGAGCCCGCCAUUCGCUUGGUCUCACGCCUUCGCACCGUUCUCGUGGCACUGAAGAGGAAAGAGAAAGCCGGAACCGAACUCUGUUCCUGCCAAGAUGUCUAUUGGUGUACCGAUUAAAGUCCUGCAUGAGGCCGAGGGCCACAUCGUAACAUGUGAGACAAACACCGGCGAGGUAUAUCGAGGGAAGCUCAUUGAAGCUGAGGACAAUAUGAACUGCCAGAUGUCCAACAUCACAGUCACAUACAGAGAUGGCCGAGUGGCACAGCUGGAGCAGGUGUACAUCCGUGGCAGCAAGAUCCGCUUUCUGAUUUUGCCUGACAUGCUGAAAAAUGCACCCAUGUUAAAGAGCAUGAAAAAUAAAAAUCAAGGCUCAGGGGCCGGCCGGGGAAAAGCUGCUAUUCUGAAGGCCCAAGUGGCUGCAAGAGGAAGAGGACGUGGAAUGGGACGUGGAAACAUCUUCCAGAAGCGAAGAUAAUUUUCUCUGUUGAACAGAACUUUGCCCUUUUUUCUUUUAGGUUAUCUGGGUUUGUGGGGAUGGAUGUUUGUGUGUAUGCCCUAGGUUUUCUUUUGACAUCUUUUUCUUUACAUCAGGGGAAAUGUUAAACUAAAGUAAAUAAAUCUGGUUUUUUGGUUUUUUUUUUCUUUUUAAAGAA
Microcebus murinus (gray mouse lemur) is the source of this 935-nucleotide messenger RNA. It is a transcript of the gene SNRPD3, whose product is annotated as small nuclear ribonucleoprotein D3 polypeptide. Gene Ontology annotation, cellular component: spliceosomal complex. The record is from RefSeq and is a predicted model, not a curated record. NCBI's taxonomy places the organism in Eukaryota, Metazoa, Chordata, Mammalia, Primates, Cheirogaleidae. Gene Ontology annotation, molecular function: RNA binding. Gene Ontology annotation, biological process: spliceosomal snRNP assembly; RNA processing.